Messenger RNA from Camellia sinensis, 2512 nucleotides. Lineage: Eukaryota; Viridiplantae; Streptophyta; Magnoliopsida; Ericales; Theaceae. The record is from RefSeq and is a predicted model, not a curated record.
AUGACUUUCUUCCUAAGGUUGGGGGAGGUUUGGAGGAAAUAUGUCGAGGGUUCUCCCAUGUUUAGAGUGUGUCAAAAGCUUAAAACUCUUAAACCUAUCUUGAAAAACCUUAAUAAGAAAGAUUUUAUUGAGAUAUCCACUAGGGUUGUACAUGCUCUUGACCACCUUGUAAGUACUCAAAUCAAGCUUGAUAGAGACCCUAUGAGUGCUAUCCUUCAAAAUGAGGAAAGGGUUGCCUAUGCUAAGUAUGUGGAUCUCUGUAGUGUGGAGGAAAAACUUGCUCUUCAAAAAUCUAGAAUCCAGUGGUUGGGUCUAGGUGACAGAAACUCCAGGUUCUUUAGAACCAUUAAAGGAAAUGUUAACAAGGGUAGAAUCAGUAGUGUCAUGAUGCCCAAUGGUGAUAGGGUGACCAAGAUUGCUGAUAUAUUUGCCACCUUUGUGGACUCUUUUACUAACCUCUUUGGUGAUAGGGUGACCAGGAGUGCUGGCUAUGAGAGAAUUAGUAAUCUUGUUUCUAAGAGGGUCUCUGUUGACCAAUUCAAUGAUCCUGCUAGGAAGGUGGUGGGGAAAGAGGUUGUGGCAGCUAUUAGGUCCUUCUUUAAAUCUGGUGAGCUUCUCCAAGAGCUCAAUAGUACAAACAUAGCUCUCAUUCCCAAAAACCCUAAAGCUGAAAAAUCAGCUUUUGUUCAAGGUAGAAGGAUCUCUGAUAACAUCUUCUUGUCUCAAGAGCUUAUGACUGGCUAUCACAAAAAGUCUCCAACACCUAGGUGUACUAUGAAAGCGGACAUAAUGAAAGCCUAUGAUAAUGUUCGCUGGGAUUUUGUUUUGGAUGUCCUUAGAGCCAUGGGGUUCCCUCCUAAUAUCAUUGGUUGGAUUAAGGCUUGUAUAACUAGUCCUUCUUUCUCCAUCUGUAUCAAUGGGAGUCUUCAUGGGUACUUUAAAGGGGCUAGAGGUCUGAGACAAGAUGAGUUUCAAAGCUUGUCUGGUUUGUCUCCUAGCCCCAACAAAAGUCAUAUUUUCUUCUCUGGGUGUGAGAAAAAAUUGAGAGAUGAGAUUCAGAAUAUUACCCAAUUUAAUGAGGACUUUUUACCGGUGAGAUACUUCGGGGUGCCUUUAAUCUCAACCAAAUUGAAAUCUAGUGACUGUGAUACACUUGUUGAGAGAAUUACUAAGAGGAUCAAAAGCUGGACCAACAAAUGUCUCUCAUAUGCAGGUAGAGCUCAAUUGAUUCAAUCUAUCCUCUUCUUUAUGCAUGUGUACUGGUCUUCUUUGUUCAUCAUACCUAAGAAAGUUAUAAAAGCCAUUGAGAGUCUGUUCAGAUCUUUCUUUUGGACUGGGUGUGAUCUUAGGAAACAUGGAGCUAAGGUUUCUUGGGACCAAGUCUGCUCUCCUAGGUCUGAGGGUGGUUUGGGGUUUAAAUCCCUUGAGAUUUUGAAUAAGGCUACUAUUACAAAGCAUGUCUGGUUUCUCUUCUCUGGGGGUGAUCAGUCUAUGUGGUGCCAAUGGGUUAAGUCGUACUUACUCAAGGGCAAGAGCUUUUGGAGGGUUAAAUUGCCUAGUGAUCCCUCUUGGGUUUGGAGAAAAAUUUUAUCCCUUAUACCUACCAUUUACCCAUUGAUUAAACACAAAAUUGGUAAUGGCUCAAAUAUCUUCCUGUGGUUUGAUAAUUGGCAUCCCCUUGGGUCUUUGUGGGCUAAAUUUCGUGAUAGAAUUGUUUAUGACACUGCCCUUGGUAGGAGACUAAGUUGGGGGCUCUCCCCUGAUGGUAAAUUCUCUAUCAAUUCUACUUGGAAUUACCAGCGAAAAUCUUUUGAUAAAGUGAAUUGGGCUAAAAUUUUGUGGGGACCCCAUAACAUUCCCAAAGCUAGCUUGGUAACUUGGAUGGCUAUCCUUGGCAGAUUAAACACUGGGGAUAGGCUCAAAAUGUUUGGUAUUACCCAGUCUUCUGAAUGUGUUCUCUGUAAUGCUCCUAAUAAGGACCACAACCACCUAUUCUUUGAUUGUCCUUUCUCUUUUAGAGUUUGGGAGUGUAUUAAAGGUAAGCUCAAUGUGAAUUGGCCUAACCUUUCCUGGCCUGAUAUUGUUAAUUUGGUUUCUAAAUCUGUUGGGGGUACAUCCUUAAGUGCCAUUAUAACUAGACUCGCUUUUACUUGCACUGUGUACCAAUUGUGGAUUGUUAGGAACAACAGGGUUUUUAGAAAUGAUCUUCUCCCUAUAGAAGUUGUGACUAAAUGCAUUGUAGAUAUGGUUAGAUUUCGAAUGAUGUCUAUUACUAAUCUCAAAUUGCAUCCUAGUGACAGCUGGUACAUGGAUAAGCUGAAUUUGAAGAUUGUGAGUGAGAAUUACCUAUAUCAGUACCUAGAGCAGAAGACUCUUGAGGGAUGUGAGAUUCUAAAUUGUGGGUGGAGUGUUGAAAUACUAAAUGGAGGAUGCAUUGGGAGUUUUGUGAAAGAUUUUACGACUGCUGGAAGCACUUUAGGAGUGAAGGAAUCUGUUUAUAUUUGUUGUGCCU